CUGUCGGUGUCCCCAUAAUUUCUCCAUUUCUUUAAGCUGCCGGCAAGGCAAACAGCUCCCAGAAACCCUAACCCCCAAAUUCUCCUCCCUCCCUCUCACUGCCACCAGUCCACCAUUCAUCGCCGGAUCAAUCGAGCCAAUUCGAAGCCGGUCGCCGAUUGGGAGGUCCCUCUCGUCAAUGGCGGAGGACAGGGGCGGCGGCGACGGCCGCGGGGACGACGUGAGGAGCGCGGCGAGCGAUUACUCGUCCGAGGACGAGGGGACGGAGGACUACAGGAAGGGAGGGUACCACGCGGUGCGGGUGGGCGACGCCUUCAAGAACGGGUGCUACGUGGUGCAGAGCAAGCUCGGGUGGGGCCACUUCUCCACCGUGUGGCUCGCUUGGGACACUCAGAUAUCGCGUUAUGUAGCUUUAAAAGUCCAAAAGAGUGCUCAGCAUUACACAGAGGCUGCAAUGGAUGAGAUAAAGAUUCUCAAGCAGAUAGCAGAGGGAGAUCCCGGUGACAAAAAGUGUGUGGUGAAGCUUUUGGAUCACUUUAAGCACUCUGGGCCAAAUGGACAGCAUGUUUGUAUGGUUUUCGAGUACCUGGGGGAUAAUCUCUUGACCCUUAUCAAGUAUAGUGAUUAUAGAGGGGUUCCUCUCAACAUGGUUAAAGAACUCUGUUUCCAUAUUUUAGUGGGUCUGGAUUAUUUACAUCGACAGCUUUCUAUCAUACACACUGAUCUGAAACCGGAGAACAUCUUACUUUUGUCAAUGAUCGAUCCAUCUAAAGAUCCCACAAAAUCAGGUGCUCCACUUAUUCUCACAAGCAAGGAUGAGGCAGCACGAGUAUCUGCUAUUUCCAAGGAGACUAAGAGCGGGAAUGGGAGUUUAACUAAGAAGCAAAAGAAGAAGAUCCGAAGGAAGGCCAAGAAGGCUGCUCAAGGCUGUGUGGCAGAGGAAGUUUGUGAGGAGGGAGAUUCUAAAGCUUUUGAACCAGCAAGUAGUAACAAUGAUGAGAAAGAAUCUGAAGAUUCCGUCGAUGUGCAAUCUCAUGAUUCUUUGAACAAGGAUGAUUCAGCUAAGAGUGAUGACAAUAAGGAUGCCUGCAAAGGAAAUACACAUCAUAGAAGUAGGAGUCGAGCGACAAGGCAGAAGCUCCUGGCAGAAGUUGAUCUCAAAUGUAAAUUGGUUGAUUUUGGAAAUGCUUGUUGGACUCAUAAACAAUUUACAAAUGACAUUCAGACAAGACAGUACAGGUGUCCAGAGGUUAUCUUGGGUUGUCGAUAUUCAACUUCUGCAGAUUUAUGGUCCUUUGCUUGCAUUUGCUUUGAGUUGGCCACUGGCGACGUCCUCUUUGAUCCUCAUAGCGGCAAGAACUACGAGCGUGAUGAGGACCAUUUGGCUCUCAUGAUGGAACUUCUCGGCGUGAUUCCCCGUAAGAUUGCAAUAGGCGGUCGAUACUCUCGUGAUUUCUUCAACAGAAACGGUGAGUUGAGACAUAUCCGCAGAUUACGUUUCUGGCCUCUUAACAAGGUUCUCCUAGAAAAGUACAAAUUCAGUGAGCAGGAUGCAAAUGACAUGGCCGACUUUCUUCUGCCCAUACUUGACUUUGUGCCUGAAAAGAGGCCUACAGCUGCCCGAUGCCUUGUUCAUAAGUGGAUUUCUGGGAGUCCUCGAGUUAUUCAGCUUUCCACAGCUGGUAACAAUGUUUCACAUGAAAAGGAGCAGAAGGUUGAAAGGGAAGCAAUGGAGCAUGGCGUGGGGGAAUUUGAAGUCAAUGGAGCCCCCAAGCAACAAGUGGAAACUAUAACUUCAUCCGAUGUGACCAAAUAGACAUGACUAGCCUGUUUGGUUUGUCUCGUGUUCUAGUCUGUCCCUCUGCAUUCACACAAAUCGUCUGAGCUCUUACUGGAAAUUUUGUGGGACGUAUAUAGAUAUAAGUAGUGGUCACCCUUGCUUGAAGCUCUAUUGAAGUUGCAGAUGGUUACUGUGAAAAAAAUUUUGAUGAAGUAAUGAGAAGUAAAUCACCCGCCUAUCUUAUUCUCCA
Molecule: messenger RNA, 2030 nt
Organism: Syzygium oleosum
Lineage: Eukaryota; Viridiplantae; Streptophyta; Magnoliopsida; Myrtales; Myrtaceae
Exons: 4
Coding region: 179-1816 (545 amino acids)
Biological process (GO): protein phosphorylation; spliceosomal complex assembly; regulation of mRNA processing
Molecular function (GO): protein kinase activity; ATP binding
Source: RefSeq, a predicted model, not a curated record